AAUAUAAUAAAAUAGUAAAAAGUAAAUAAUAAUAAAAAUAACAAAUUGAUUGUCAAUAAUGUUGGAGAAAGUGUUGGAUAAGACUGUGUUGUGGAAAGAGUGGACACUAUUAGCGUUUUGUGUGAUAGGAAUUGUCUCAACGAUCGUUAUAUCGGGUGUUUCGUUGGCCAUCAUUGACAGCAUUGACAACGAUAUCAGCAAUCAUACUGAGGCUGCCGUUACCAGCGCUACAGUAGCCAAGAAUUCUGCGAAGACAAUGAUAAUUGUGUCGACAAUCAUCACAAUAUUAGUGGACGUAAUGGCGUUUGUGGGCGGCUAUAAGUCUGGUUACUUUAUGACACUGACCUACAUCAUGCUUAUGGUAUUAAUUGGUUUGGGCAGCGUUUUGAUAGCCAUUCGUACCGAGUGCUGGUAUCCAACAGUAUUUCACUUUUUAAUACUGGGAUUGGCAUACGAUAUGAGACUCAUCAAAAACAAGGCAUUCAGUCACCGGAAUAAGCUACUGGAAAAGGAGCUAGAGUAUCAGAGACAUAAAUACCACCAUGCAUCACCUUUAGUUGUGGUGACAUGUGGUAAUAACCAACCUUAUGUUACUAGUAUGGGUGCCUCCGAGCCCUCUGAUGCCAAUUCACGCCAUAUCAUUAAUAUGGAUGCUUUGAGUGGUACUGAUAAACAAUAUUAUCAGUUGCCUGUCUGGCCGGCCAGCCCUGCCAUACCCGCCGUAUCCAAUGAACCGCUGCCCCCAUAUCCCUAUCUAAAUGGUGCCACCAAUAAAAUGCAUGAAAAAUUACCUUAA
Messenger RNA from Medioppia subpectinata, 796 nucleotides. Lineage: Eukaryota; Metazoa; Arthropoda; Arachnida; Sarcoptiformes; Oppiidae. The record is from the annotation of a GenBank genome assembly.